AUGUCUUUAAAGUACGAAUUGGAACAAUGGCAGGCUGCUUGUGCUGCUUUCGAUGUACGAGAUUUUGACAAAUCUAUAAAAGCAUUCAUUGGCAUUGCGGAUAGCGCAAAAAUGCACUUCAAUAUUGGAUUGAUCUUUGCCACAGUAGAGGAUCAUGAUCAUGCGCUGGGAGCAUAUUCAAAGGCACUUUUACUCGAUCCCUACUUUGCUGUCGCCUAUUUCCAACGAGGUGUGUCAUAUUUCAUCAAAAACGACAUGGAAAACGCAAGAAAGGACUUUGAUCAAGCGUACCAGAAACUUCGUGGCAAUCAAAUCAUUAAUUAUCAACAGCUGGGCCUGAGCUUUCGACUGUAUUCCUGCGAAGUCUUGUUCAACAGAGGAAUAUGUCAACUGUACCUGGGAAAGAUGGAUGCUGGUUUGACAGAUUUAUACCACGCACAAAAAUCCAAAAUGACCGAGGAGCAUGAUGUGAUUGAUCAGGCAGUCAAGGACAGAGGAAAGGGCUAUUCAGUCUUUUCCAUUCCCCCAUUUGUGAUUUUCAGACCUCCUGAAAAUAGAUUGAGACAAUUAAACGGCGUCGAUAUGUUUGCUGUUGUAGAUCAAUUACAGCCUACCAAGAAGCAGCAAUCUAUAAUUAAACAGGCAGCAUUAUCGCACACAGCAGCGUCACCAAAUAACGCUGUCAAACGAAACAAUUCAGUCUUGCUGACGGACCGAGUGCAUAAAUAUACACCAAAGCAGCCUUCAUUACUGUCAUCAACACCUCCUCAUAGCAUACCUAUUGCACUGCCACAUCCACAACAGCAGCAAGUGUCUCCUGUACCACCGCUAUCUCAGCAAGUGCCAAUGCAGGCAACGCCUGUGCAACAACAGCAGCAACCAUCACAACCUAUACCAACAAGGAGACGAAAAGACUCCAAUCUAGGCAUGUAUCAGUCAGACGAUUCCGGUUCAACAGCUUCCUUCUGCUCUUCCAACUACCGGUACCGUCAGGACGGUCGCCGUGUAGAUAGUGGGUUUGAAUCCACAUUGGAGGACAACAGAUACUCCUCAUCAUCCUCACUAGGCACUCUUGGAGGGAGAAGCUCGACCAAAAGCCUGAAAUCGCAGCCGCCACAGACACCACCACCUGUUCCACGUAUACCCAAACAACAUGACGAAGACAACACCAUGUAUGGAGAUUUUGAUCAAGAAUUAGAGGUGUAUGGAUCCUUACAUACCACGACCAUGCAGGAUCGAGAACGAGACAUCAUUCGCUACAGACUAGCCACUGGAGGCAGUAAAGAGGACAUUCGACUACAAAGCUCAACCUCAACAUCCACGAUUGGUUCAAACAACAGUAACAGCAGCUUCAGCAAUGGAAAAAUUAAGAUUAAGAUUCACCAUGUUGAUACAAGAAUACUGUUGGUUUCAAAUCAAAUCACUUUUGACGAAUUAAAAUCGAGAAUCCAAGAUAAAUUUGGUGUACCUGCGUCUAUUCGACUGCAGUACAAGGAUGAGGAUGAUGAGAUGGUCCUGAUGAUUGAUGACGAUGACUUGUUUAUGGCUCGACAAGUAAAUAAGGUAUCAAACGAACUCGAAAAGAUGGAGAUUUGGUGCGUGUAA
This is a messenger RNA of Mucor velutinosus, 1605 nucleotides long. RefSeq lists its product as uncharacterized. The transcript is spliced from 5 exons. Gene Ontology annotation, molecular function: protein binding. NCBI's taxonomy places the organism in Eukaryota, Fungi, Mucoromycota, Mucoromycetes, Mucorales, Mucoraceae. The record is from RefSeq and is a predicted model, not a curated record. The coding region runs from base 1 to 1605 and encodes 534 amino acids.